AUGACAUUUACUAACCCACAGAUUGAUUUGUUCUUCAAAAAUUUCGUAAAUGCACCAUCUAUAUCUCAAGUCACUCAGAUGCUGACUAUGAGGAUGACCCUUGAGAGAAGGAGAUCGAAGAGGCUCUUGAGGAGAAAUUCCGGGCUUUUGAGGGAGGAAACAUUACCAAGUUCUCAUAAUUCUGAUGAUGAUGCCUCCGAUUCCGAUGAUAGACUCGAAUCACCCGAUCCAUAUUCUCGGGAUCUCAGCAUCAGCAAUG
This is a messenger RNA of Funneliformis mosseae, 259 nucleotides long. Lineage: Eukaryota; Fungi; Glomeromycota; Glomeromycetes; Glomerales; Glomeraceae. The record is from the annotation of a GenBank genome assembly.